This is a messenger RNA of Linepithema humile (Argentine ant), 1667 nucleotides long. RefSeq lists its product as uncharacterized. Gene Ontology annotation, molecular function: chitin binding. Lineage: Eukaryota; Metazoa; Arthropoda; Insecta; Hymenoptera; Formicidae. Gene Ontology annotation, cellular component: extracellular region. The record is from RefSeq and is a predicted model, not a curated record.
AACAUCAAGACAUUCAAAAUCUCUCUCAGUGAACACCAAAGUUUCGUAGUGAGUGAUUGUACAAUCACAAAAUACUCGAUCGUUUUACUGUCUGUGUAAAAGCAUUUCCAGAAACUCCACUCAAUUACCGGCAACGAGCGGCGUCGGCAGAAGACAGGUCAAAUAACUGUACGCGGAAGGUGCGAAACAAGGCGUCUGCGUGUGAAAAGUACAUAAUGUUCACGAAACGGAUCCGUGACUGGUGCAGUCUGUAGCGGGACAAGAUGCGGCUCGCGUUCGCGGCCUUUUUCGCAUGCAGUGCGAUCCUCUCGGCGGAAUCCUCGAGAUGCCCGGAACCGCGGAAACCGCAUCUCACCAGCUGCACGAUUUUCUACAACUGCAUGAACCUACCGGGCGGCGGCUACGUGUGGGUGCCGUCUAGGUGUACCGAGGGCUUGGUGUUUCAACCGUAUUUACGGAUGUGCGUGGUUCCCGGCGAUAUUUGGACGUGCGACACACUUUCCACCGACAGCACCUUCGUGACGGAGAGAUACGAAACGCCGGAGCUGAUCGAUCCGACGGAAACCAGCUAUCUGGGCUACACGCAGGAUCCCCCGGACUUCUCCGAGGCGAUCGACUCGUCUUACGCAAUCAGCGACUUCGUCGAUUCAACGAUCGAGGCGGUCACCGCGCAACCUUUAAUCGAAUUCGAAGACUCAACGCGCGUGAACUCAGGAUUGAGAAACGUAACGUAUCACAAGGAGGAGAAUUAUCUGUACGAGUACAAUAGUCAAAUAACGCAGUCGCCGCUGAUGCAAAAGUACAAGGACAUCAUAGACAGUCAUCAGAAGUGGUUGAACGAUCUGAUAACUCGAUUGCACAUCCACAAGGAACUGUCGGCCGCGAUAUCAGCUUCUUUGUCGGCGUCUGUCGGAAGCGGCACGACCACGAGUCCAAUUCAAACAAUCACGAUAUUCGCGUCGCACAACCGGAAGCAGAACAUAUCGGUGAAUUAUCAAAGUCACUUCGAACCAAAUAACGUUAAGCCGAACGAGAUAGACAACGUCGCAACGACGACUGAUGCCGUUUCGACGGCGAGCACCUUGGACCUGUUAGUUAACAGUCUUGAUCCCGACAACAAUGUAAUAAGGAUCACUGAUAAUCUAGGAAACAGACGAUAUCUCACGAUCAACGAAUACAGAGUCACCGCUCAUCGAUUAUCGUCGCGUACCGUCAGCGUUGUGGCGUGCACGAAGAAUGUUCGUCUACCGAAUAAAACCGAUUGCGACAGAUAUUAUAUGUGCGAUCCGAAAACGGCUUCUGUGACGGAGUAUUCUUGCCCACCGCAUACGGCUUUUAACAUGUACUCGCGGAUCUGCGAUAUCGAAAGCGCGAAAACGUGCGGACGCAAGCUCUCGACGAGUGAAAUAUUCACCGUCGAGCGUGAAGACGCGACGAUGCACAGUGAGGAAUCGUCGGAGGAAAUGUUAUGUAAGGAGCUCGGCAAGAUAAAGGAUCCUGCUUCCGAUUCACAUUACUAUAUUUGUUACAAUGCACCGGGAUCCGAAAAAGUCAAGUCGAUCCGAAUGACAUGUCCGAACGCUCUGAUAUUUUGUCAGAGCAAAAAAGUAUGCACCGUCAGACGACUGUGUGAUGUGUCGUAAUGAAGAGCAAAGCAUGUAUUUUUU